Molecule: messenger RNA, 1041 nt
Organism: Trichomonas vaginalis G3
Lineage: Eukaryota; Parabasalia; Trichomonadida; Trichomonadidae
Exons: 1
Coding region: 1-1041 (346 amino acids)
Source: RefSeq, a predicted model, not a curated record
AUGAAAACAAUGAAAUCCAAUCACGAUUUUCAGAAAUUAAUGCCAAAACGCAUAUCAACUAUCAAUAAUUUACACUUUGAUCAAUCACCUGGUGAUGUUUGGGAACUCUUUUACAAUACAUCAUCUAAUUCAGAACCAAUUCAAGGUACAAAUGUUCAGGCAGCAUCAACGAAUAAUGAAUGUUUCUUAUAUAACUGUAUAUUCAUUGAUAUUACAACUAAUAGUGCAAUCUCUUUUUCUGAAGCAAACAAUAAGUUUCUUAACUCUUAUUGUUCAUUUAAUAACUGCAGCAGUAAUACAAAUGGUGGAUCUAUCUACUUUCAGUGUAAUAGUUCCAUUGUCCAAUACCGAACAUGUGGCUGCAAAUCAGAAACAAACUAUGAAGAUGGAAAUGGACAUCAUUCAUAUGUUUGGUUAAUUUCUAGUUCAAAUAAUAAAAAUAAUCUUUAUUUAAGUUCUUUUUAUGAAUGCGGAAAUUUAGGAAAGCCCCAUACAAAUAAUCUUUGUUAUGGAAAUAUUGAAGUUAAAUCAAUCAACACAAGUUUCUGUGAAGCACACUAUGGCUCAGGAAUAUGUCUAAGUGAUCCAACAAGUCUAAGUAACGUAACAUAUUCAUCAUUUUGUAACACAACAUCAAAUUAUUUUAUUUUAGAUUUAGCUAAUGGUAACUAUAAUUUUAAUUUUUGUAAUGUUUUGAAUAAUGAGCACAAAGAAUCUGUUUAUGGAACAUUCUUUGCAUUUGGAUCAACUGUUCUUAUUGAAAACUGUUCAUUUCUUGGAAACACAGGACCAGGAGUAGAAUUUUGUCAAUAUCUUCGUGGUUCAAUUACAGUUAAAGAUUCUUUCUGUGACCGAAUAAUAGAUAAAACAUAUGAAUCAGUUACAACAAAUAAUGUUGAAAAUAUAUAUUCUAUUCAUCAUCUUUCUCACUUUUCUUCAUAUCUUUGUGAAGCAAAGUUUCCUAUUGUUGAUAAAAAACCCACGGCAUCUGCAUCCGAUGCGUUUCAUCAAUUAUCAUUCAUCGUUAGACGAGUGCGUUAA